UUUCCACCAGCGCCUGCGACCAUGGCGGCCGUGGUUACAGAGCACGAAGCGGAGCAGAAGCCACUGAAAGGCUGUGAACUCAACGGGGAAGUGGAAGAUCGAGAGGAGACUGAUCCCGUGGAGGAGGCGACUAAAAAGAAGAAGAAAAGGAAGAAGAAGAACAAAUCUGCUGCGACAGCGGCUGAGCCGGAAGCUGAUGGAGUCGCGGAGGUGAGCAAGCAGCUGGAGCAACAGGCCAUUGAAGAGAAAGAGGAGGAUGCAGAGGAAGAUGGAGAUGAUGGUGAUGCAUCCGGAAAGAAGAAGAAAAAGAAGAAGAAGAAGAAAGGAACCAAAGGUCAGACUGACCCACCGUCUGUGCCGAUCUGUGACUUGUAUUCCAACGGCGUGUUUCCCAUCGGACAGGAGUGUGAAUAUCCUGUGCUACAGGACGGCCGCAGCGCUGUCUGGCGAAUGAACGUCGCCGAGAGGAAGGCCAUGGACAAAGCCAAUGAGGAAGUGUGGAACGACUUCAGACAGGCGGCUGAGGCCCAUCGGCAGGUUCGGCAGCACGUCCGCAGCUUCCUGAAGCCAGGCAUGACCAUGAUAGAGAUCUGCGAGCGCUUGGAAGACUGCUCGCGCAAGCUCAUCAAGGAGAACAAGCUCAACGCGGGUCUGGCCUUUCCCACCGGCUGCUCUCUCAACCACUGCGCGGCCCACUACACCCCCAACGCCGGAGACCCCACUGUCCUGCAGUACGACGAUGUCUGCAAGAUUGACUUCGGCACACACAUCAACGGGAGAAUCAUUGACUGUGCCUUCACCGUGACAUUUAACCCCAAGUAUGACAAACUCCUGGAGGCUGUGAAGGACGCCACCAACACCGGCAUCAAGAACGCCGGCAUCGAUGUGCGUCUGUGUGACGUCGGAGAGGCCAUCCAGGAGGUGAUGGAGUCCUACGAGGUGGAGCUGGACGGCAAAACAUACCAAGUUAAACCUAUCAGGAACCUGAAUGGUCACUCCAUUGGCCAGUACAGAAUACACGCAGGGAAGACUGUUCCCAUCGUGAAAGGAGGAGAAGCUACUAGAAUGGAGGAGGGAGAGGUUUAUGCCAUCGAGACGUUCGGCAGUACAGGCAAAGGGAUGGUCCACGACGACAUGGAGUGUUCACACUACAUGAAGAACUUUGACGUGGGCCACGUCCCCAUCAGACUCCCCAGGGCGAAGCACUUGCUCAAUGUGAUCAACGAGAACUUCGGCACGCUGGCGUUCUGCCGCCGCUGGCUGGACCGCCUGGGCGAGAGCAAGUACCUGAUGGCGCUGAAGAACUUGAGUGACCUGGGCAUUGUGGACCCGUACCCUCCGCUCUGCGACACCAAGGGCUGCUACACGGCUCAGUUUGAGCACACUAUCCUUCUGCGGCCGACCUGCAAGGAGGUGGUGAGCCGGGGGGACGACUACUGAGACCUACACCCCUCUCUCCCGUUGCUCGCCUCCACGCACCUGCACACCUCGAUAGCUCUCCUACAGUGCAAAGGACAAACCCACCAGGAAGAAAUAGAUUUAAGUCCGGACUCUUUCAUAUGCUCCCAUCAUGACAUGGCGACUGCAGUUGGUGGAGAACGCGACGCUGAACGAGGUAUCCCCUUAAGCUAAAGAUUAUUCGACACCACUCCGAACCUGCGGUGCAAAGUCGCAGGAGUUUUGGCAGAUGGUGGUCACGCAUGAUGCAUCCUGCACUCGGGCUCACUUGGUUGUUUCCACCUGCGGCUGAGUUUGGCUUCUGCUACGGGAGGGAAAGCUGCUCUUUUUCGGUCACAAUUUCUUUGAUAUUUAUAAAAUAUCUGCGACCUGGCUGCUGUUUGCUCCCAAUGAGAUGCCUGAUUUUGAACUCCCUGACAAUGUUUUUGUAAGAAAAAAAGAUUAAAAAUAAUUUAGCUCAUUGUC
Molecule: messenger RNA, 1923 nt
Organism: Synchiropus splendidus (mandarinfish)
Lineage: Eukaryota; Metazoa; Chordata; Actinopteri; Syngnathiformes; Callionymidae
Gene: metap2a
Product: methionyl aminopeptidase 2a
Exons: 11
Coding region: 22-1440 (472 amino acids)
Biological process (GO): proteolysis
Molecular function (GO): metalloaminopeptidase activity
Source: RefSeq, a predicted model, not a curated record